Messenger RNA from Harpia harpyja (harpy eagle), 2586 nucleotides. It is a transcript of the gene MARVELD3, whose product is annotated as MARVEL domain containing 3. The transcript has 3 exons. The record is from RefSeq and is a predicted model, not a curated record. Gene Ontology annotation, cellular component: membrane. Bases 112 to 882 code for a protein of 256 amino acids. Lineage: Eukaryota; Metazoa; Chordata; Aves; Accipitriformes; Accipitridae.
CCAGCCCGCGGCGCGACCCCACGCCGCGCCGGCACUAGCUCCGCGUCGAACGCCCCGCGGCCCGGCCCGGCCUUCCGCCCCCACCGCCGGCGGAGCGGGGCCACGCCGGCCAUGGCGGAGCGGAGCAGCCCCCGCGCCCCGCGGACGGGACGCACUGGGGCGGUCGGGCGCGCCGUGCCCGGAGCGGGGCCGGAGGGGCCGCCGAGAAGCCGUGCCGCCGCGCCGGGGCUGCUGGAGUGCCGUCGCUGCCGGUACCUGCGCACGGCCAGGGCCUGCUGCCAGAUGGUGGGAGCGCUACUCGCCGCGCUGAUCCUGGUCUGCAGCUCCGUCUCCUACGGCUCCUCGGGAGGCUACACGGGUCUUCCCAGCCUGGGGGGCAUUUACUACUACCAGUACGGCGGGGCUUACAGUGGCUUUAGCGGAGCAGACGGGGAAAAAGCCCAGCAGCUUGACCAGCGUUUCUACCUACUAAAGCUGCCAAUUGCGAGGGCAGCAGUGGCCGUGGGAGCGUGUCUCCUCGUCUUCUCUUGCGUUCUUAUUGUGGUUGGUGUUCUACGGUUACCAUGGCAUUUCCCAGCAUGGCUCCUACUUGAAUGUGUCCUGGACACAGUGAUUGCAAUUGGCAUGGUGCCUGCUCUGUACUAUUUCUUCCAUUUUCUGCUGGAGGCUUAUAAUUCAUCAGUGUGCAAAGAGAGAGAGCAGCUUUAUCAAAGCAAAGGCUAUCAGGGCUUUAGCUGCAGCCUGCAUGGGGCGGAGAUUGCUGCUGGCCUCUCGGGCUGCGUAGCUGUCAUGGCAUACCUGCUUAGUGCAGGCCUAGCUGCCAGAGGGUACAGAACAGUUCACAAACUGAAACAGAAGCCAGUACAAUUACAUGAGCAUUAGAAUGAUUCCUCUGCUCCGGUAAUGGUCAUGAUUUUUACCAGCCUCCUUACUGAGACAAAGCAGUAUGCUUUUCCUUGUUUCUGGGCAGUGCAUCCGUACUGCUGUAGCAGAACGCACGCUGAGACAGUAUAGCUCUAAAUACAGCAGAGUCAAGCUGUUCCUAACUUGAAUUUGCAUUAUUGAAUUAUUAGUGGACACAAAGUUAGUCCGAUGGCUUGUCUUCAUCUGGUGGCUGUCUCUUAGUAGAGAAUGACUGUCCUUGUGUAGUUGACUAGCAAGCCGCCUGUUUCACAGGUAGCCUUUCCCUCCCCUCCAUCGGGUGUCUUGUUCUCCUCCAGUGAGGUCUUGCUACGAGUACUGCUACUACAUAUUUCUGCUGACAGCGUUCUGUAGCUGAAACUGUCUCUACAAAGGGCAUGUGACUGUUCACCAAGAACAGAACUCUUAAAAAUGAGCGAUUGAGGCCCAUGGCUCUGGCAGCUAAUUAUUGCUUUCUUGUAGGUCUCUUGGAACUAACAGGGCAGUUUGAACGUGAUGUUUAUAGAGCCAUCAGAGAAUCCUGAAAUAAACUUGCAAAAUGGUGAAUACACUCAGCCUAAUUUGCAACACUGCAUUUUCAAACUCUCCUGGAGAGGGCACAUUUUUGUAUGAAAUGGUCUUUUAUAUAACUUGUAUACAACAGUUUUGCUUAAAAAGAUGCCCUGAUUUGGGAUAAUCAGACAAAAGUUUUAAGAGCUCAAACAGGUGGUUUAAGAUAAAAGUAUAUUGUUUUCAAAAUACAUUUUUAAUGUACAAGUUGGGGAACUGAGAUGCUGCUCUUGUAUUAUUUAUUAAAAAAAGGUGAAAUUUACUUUUUAAAAAAAACUUUUGUAAGAAAUUUAACAGGGAAAAGAAAUGUAGCACUAGAUUCACAAAAUCAUGCCUCAGAAUGAAGUGUCACUUCACAGCACUGCCCACUAUGUGCACUGUCCAUGUGAAGAUGGAACCACCUCUGGUCUCACAGACCAGUUCUGCCCAUGUUAAAAAAACCCCAAAACCCAAACACCAAACUAAACAUACCAGAAAUGUGGUUUGUCUUGGAUAUAUCUCCAGUUUCACUGGUACCAGUGACUAAAUCCUCACAAUUGCCAAAACCAUGGAACACUGUUGGAACUAGAGAUAUGAAAGUAAACCAAAUGCAAAAUAGGAACACACCAGGUGCUCUGGGGUUUGUUUGGUUUCUCUUCCCUUUUAGUAGCUAGAUGUAUUGAGUGUCUCAGCGCAGGGAUUUAUGUGGACGGUCCACUGUGGUCCUUUCUUUUAAUGAUUCUGUAUUUCCUGCUUGCUGCAGCUACUUUUAGAGAGCUGUACAGUACUAUUUAGAGCAAGUUCACAGGGCGGAUUUCUCUGGUAGGAUACAGAAAACUGCCUAGUAAUUGGUAUUAUGAAUUCAGCCCUCACAGUGUUUUGCAAGUAGCUUUUGUAUGGAAGGCUGAUGAGUGAAGUAGCACACAGAGCUCAGUAAAAGACAACCUAGAGCACAGCUGCUGCUAGCCACAGCUAUGUUUGGGAUAUUGCACAAAUCCCCUCCAGCGCAGUAACGGAAUCAGAAUAUAUAGUUAGAUGAAAGUAAAAAUCUUUAUUGCUAAGUCAGCUGAAAAGUUGAUGCAAAAAUAUUCUUCCUUCCUGGACUGCUCUAUACAUCUGAAUAAAGAAUCAAUGGAA